This is a messenger RNA of Ilyonectria robusta, 1182 nucleotides long. RefSeq names its product O-methyltransferase-domain-containing protein. Gene Ontology annotation, molecular function: O-methyltransferase activity. Bases 1 to 1182 code for a protein of 393 amino acids. The record is from RefSeq and is a predicted model, not a curated record. Lineage: Eukaryota; Fungi; Ascomycota; Sordariomycetes; Hypocreales; Nectriaceae. The transcript has 2 exons.
AUGAAGAAGACUGAUAGAGACGCUGUGAUUGAGCAUGCAACACAGAUGAAGCGUCUUGUUCAUGACCCAAACAGCUUCGUCACCGAGCUCUUGGUCCAGCAGCAGCAAUAUUACUGCAUUGAAUGGCUUUGCCACUUUGAUGUCCUCUCGCGCAUCCCGCUACCUCCAGAUGCAUUGCCCUACGCUGAGGUUGCGGCAAGGGCCAAUGUGCCCGUGUCGACUCUGCGAUCUGUGGCCCGCAUGGCUAUGACUGUGGGCUUCCUCUGCGAGACGAAGGAUGGCCAUCUUUCCCACAGCCCGCUCUCGGCUUCGUUCGUCGAGAAUGUCCACCUGCGAACGGAACUGUUGCAAAUGUUCAGCAAGACGGUCCCACUCAUGGCCGGACUGACACCGGCAACGGAGAAAUGGGGAGAUACCACGGCGCCAAACGAGACGGCGUACAACCUCGUCCACAAGACUGAUCUGCCAUUCUUCCAGCACCUCGAGUCUCGGCCCGACCUCAGCGACGGCUUCAGCGCCUACAUGAAGAGCCGCGCCGUGUCGCAUACCGGAUUAAGUGCCGAGCAUUUGCUGGAUGCCUUCGACUGGAAGUCUCUGGGAGAGGCGACUGUCGUCGACGUUGGCGGGAGCAGUGGUUCCACUGCAACCAUGCUUGCCACAACGCAUCCGAAGCUCAAACUAGUCGUCCAAGAUCUUCCCGGCCCCAUCAGCAAUGCCAGGUCUCAGGUCCUAAAGCUCUCAGAGGACGUCAAGAGUCGGAUCAGCAUCAUGGAGUACGACUUUUUCACUCCGCAGCCAGUCAGGGGGGCCGAUAUCUACCUUCUGCGGACCAUCCUCCACGACUGGCCGGAUACCGACGCCGUCAAGAUCCUGCGACGCAUUGUGGAGGCCAUGGGACCGUCUAGCAGGCUUCUCAUCAUGGACGUGGUCCUGCCGAAGCCGGGCUCGGGGCCGACAACCUUCGAGGCGACUUUGCGGCAGAGAGACCUCACCAUGAUCCAGGCGUUUAAUGCAAAGGAGCGCGAGGCCGACGAAUGGAGCGCGCUCCUGACCCAAGUUGAGUCCCGCCUGAUCAUCCACGCGAUUGAGCGACCGGAAGGAAGUGAGCUUUCUGUCAUUGAGGCGAGGCUAGGUAGCAGCAACGGAGUAGAAUCGGCGACUGGUGCAAACGAGCACACCUAG